Molecule: messenger RNA, 633 nt
Organism: Truncatella angustata
Lineage: Eukaryota; Fungi; Ascomycota; Sordariomycetes; Amphisphaeriales; Sporocadaceae
Product: HotDog domain-containing protein
Exons: 1
Coding region: 1-633 (210 amino acids)
Source: RefSeq, a predicted model, not a curated record
AUGGCAACUCCUUGGGAGACAGCUAGAUUAGAAGACGUGCCGUGGUGUACUGCACUUAUUGGCGCCCCCAACACAGUCACCUUUGUGCCACCAAGUUAUGCAACCAAAGAUGACGUGGAGCCACCGCUGCUGGAUCAAUUGUUCAGGCGAGUUCUACGGAACAAUGAAGCGAUCCCGCGUUGCUUAGGAUUCUACCAAGACCCGAUCGAUUUAUCAGACGGAGCUGUGUCUGGCCUACCGUUCCUUUUGACCUCGAGCUCUCUCAUAUUCGACUUGAGGCCUGGAGUAAAUGGGUUUAACGGAACCGCGCACGGCGGCCUGAUCGUUGCCUUGAUGGAUGAGUCCAUGGGUGCAUACUUGAUCAUGAACGACAAGGUCCACAAGCAAAAGAAAGCCGAGGGCCUUUUGCCGCCAAGUUCGAAGGGUUUUGAGAGUAUGGGCUUUGUUACCGGUCGGAUGGAUACAAGACUACUGAAACCCAUACAUACGCCGCAGAUCGUGGUCGUCACGUCACACCUGGCUGAAGUGGACGGUCGAAAGGUGCACUUCCGAGUUGCGGUCACAGGUGAACAAGGCGAGGUCUACGCCACAUGCGACGGAACUUGGGUAUCUUUUCUUCGUGGCAAGUUGUAG